Lodderomyces parapsilosis is the source of this 861-nucleotide messenger RNA. RefSeq names its product Ali1p (gene ALI1). NCBI's taxonomy places the organism in Eukaryota, Fungi, Ascomycota, Pichiomycetes, Serinales, Debaryomycetaceae. Gene Ontology annotation, molecular function: NADH dehydrogenase (ubiquinone) activity. The record is from RefSeq and is a predicted model, not a curated record. The transcript has a single exon. Bases 1 to 861 code for a protein of 286 amino acids.
AUGCUUCCUUCGUCAAUACUCAAAAGAACGGUCCAAAGGGCUCCAAGGUUCCUCCUCACACCAAAGUCUUUACCCGUUAGAUCAUUCACACAAUCUACAGUGAAAUAUAUUGCUCAUGAGGAAGACCUUGUGGAUCUCAAAACAUUACCAAGAAAAGAAGAACCAGAAAUUUAUGUUCCCUUAAUAAACCCAACUGAAAAGUAUAAAGUACAAAUUGAAGAAUUGCACAAGUUUGGUACUUAUAUUAUGGCAUGUUUACCUAAAUUUGUUCAACAAUUCUCUGUAUGGAAGGAUGAAUUGACAAUUUAUGUUGCUCCUUCCGCAUUGAGACCAGUCAUGUCAUUUUUAAAAUAUCACACUUCAGCUCAAUUCAAAGCAUGCAUGGAUGUUACUGCAGCUGAUUACCCAUCAAGAACUAAUAGAUUUGACGUUGUUUACAACUUGUUGUCAGUCAGACACAAUUCAAGAAUAAGAGUCAAGACAUAUGCCAGUGAAACCAGUCCUGUUCCUUCGGUUACACCAUUAUUCAACGGUGCAAAUUGGUUUGAAAGAGAAACUUAUGACUUGUUUGGUGUUUUCUUUACUGGACAUCCAGAUUUGAGAAGAAUCAUGACUGAUUAUGGAUUCGAAGGUCACCCAUUGAGAAAAGAUUUCCCUACAACUGGUUACACUGAAGUUAGAUACGAUGAAGAAAAGAAAAGAGUUGUUUAUGAACCAUUGGAAUUGACUCAAGCAUGGAGAAAUUUUACUGUUGGUUCAUCAGUUUGGGAACCAGUUGGCGAUGGACAAGACUUCACUCCAGAAAAUUUCAAGUUGCCAACUCCAGAACUGGAACCAGAGAAUAAAGAAGAGAAAAAGUAA